UUAAAUCGACUUCAGCUCAUCAACCAACAUCAGGCUUCUCUUGAAGAGGCUCUUCUUAUUGUUACUAAGGUAGAAUCUCUAAUACCCCCUUUGGAUGCUUAUCAGAAGGAUUUGAUUUUGGACUCGUUUGAAGCUGAAUUUCCUGUAAGAGUCUAUUUUUAGGUUGCCGAGAAGCACUUCGAUCGCGACUGUAUGACCUCUUCGAUUCCCAGAGAAGCUGCACCUGCUCAGUUCGUAAGUCACCGAUUCUCCGCGUCCUCUGGAGCAUUCGUGUGGACGCUGGCCUGGCCCACUUGGGACACUCAGUUGCUCUAGCCUCGCUUGCUAGACUAUCGCACCUCCCCGGAGUUCAUGUAGGUUAG
This is a messenger RNA of Protopolystoma xenopodis, 362 nucleotides long. The record is from the annotation of a GenBank genome assembly. Lineage: Eukaryota; Metazoa; Platyhelminthes; Monogenea; Polystomatidea; Polystomatidae.